CAGACACAGCUCAAUAUUCACACACGUAUUGCCUAGAAACCCGUCUGCGCUGAGCUCCUGAGAGGUGUCAACGCCUUCAUAGCACGCACGCCAUUGCUAUCGACCUGUCGGACGCGGCAGCACGCAGACGUGACUCGUGCUGUCCGCAAGUUUCUCCCCUCCCCUCGGAUCUCCAACUCGUCAGUGCUGCAUAAACUGCUCGAGACCUCGUCCUUCCAGCACGCUUACAUCGUACCAAGUCGCUUCUUCUCCCUCAAAUCUCCCGCUUUCACACCCUGCGCUCGCCAUCCGCCACACGUCCACCUAUCUCCGCCCUCGAACUGCGGUGAGACGAGGUAGAAAGCUCAGGGUUUCUGCGGCUGCAUCUUGAGUGGUUGCGAUCAAGAAGGUAAGUCAAAGAGGACGUGCUGCCAGCCAGUCUUCGCUGCGCCGCAUACCGGUCAUCUUGAGGCCACCAACACGUCUGCGGAAGCUCGAUCGCAUUCUUUCGCUGAAGACAAGGAGGAGAGGUCCCAGCGAGUGGUGACCCUCCCUCAAGGUAGCCUCGCAAAAGAAAUUCUGGUCGGGCUUUGCGCUUGUACUCAGACUAUCCCACGUCGCCAACGCCUCGGUGCAUUAUCUUCAUUCGAAUGUCACCACCGCGUGCGCUAACAACAAGGCCCACAGCUAGCCAUUAAGAAUCAAAAUUACAAUUGCUUUCAUUGCCCCACACAACGCGAAGAGGCAGCAACCAUGCCUUGCUUCCACGGUCUCGCCGUGAGCAUACACACCACGGGCCCCGGUGGAGGACCGCUCGCCGAAUUUGGAAUACAGAAGCAGUCCAAGUUUCAUCGUAUAACUACCUAUGUGCCCGUUCCAACGCCGCGACUGCAACCGGGCACGAACAAACCAGAGCCCGCGACGUUUGCCAUCUCCAUAACUCUUCUCACCCCUGGUCUCCCGGUACCGUACUCACAACCUGCACCCACUCCCGAGGAUCCUCAUCCACGUCCUAAGAUCGUCGGCAGCCACGCCGACUCGAGUGGCUUUCGUAACAAACACUCCGGAGUCAUCGCGCCGUACACGCCUGUGUCUAAUUCACCAAACGAAACGGUUGCGGCAUAUAUCUAUUUCGACGGCAGACCCAAGGAGGAGGUCGCCACACUGCUGAGACGCGGCGAGGAAACAUGGGUCAACUCGAGAUGGGUGAGCGUGCCGGAAUCAGAGGGUGGCGGUUUAGCUGAGAAGGAGUUCAUCUUUCGUGAGGUGGGGCUGGAGCGAUGGUUGAAUGGACUCGAUCUGGAAGGCAAGGAUGCAAAGGCUGCAGCUGCAACGGUGGAAAAGCGACGUCAGCGAUUCGAGCGCAAGAGGCGGAUAAAGAAGGAGUUGCUUGACACUGAUGAUGAGGAUGAUAGCAUGCGCGAUCUCCAGAAGCGGAAAGCGCGGGAAAGAGAUCACAACGGUGUUCUACGCUACGGCGACGAUCGAAAUGCGCCGGUCCAAACGUUGACGGACGACGAAGAGGAUAGCGACCUAGAAGAUGAGUCUGAAGAUGACGAGCCGAUGCCAGAAGCCGCUGGCCAGAUAAAGGUAGCACUUUUUAGAGUGCUUGCUUCGGGUGAGGUCAAGCGCGGCGAAUAUUCGCCUCAGUUCGACGUGCAUGACGAUGAGGAUCAGAUGGGCAGUAAUGACGGAGCCGAGGAUAUCGACCACACAACUUCCUUCGCAAAACCAAAGACACUUGAUCCAAAGACUAUCAGCACGCAAACUGUCACUGGAAUAGACCCGCCAGACAAGCCCUAUGCAGUCUUCACUUUUCUGUAUAGGGGGCCGAAGCAACUGCAGAAGAUGGGCAUGAUGCCAGCGUCUCCGAAGCCGGAUAAGACUCCUGUUUCAGCGAAGCGGAAAUCCGGUGGCAUAGACUUUGGUAGCCUGGCUCCACUCAGUCAAGGGCAGGCGUCCCGUAAACCAGCAACGUCUCAGACCCAUCAAUCGACAAGGAGAGACAUGAAUGCCAUGGACAGCGAUGAUGAGGAUGAAGAUGAAGAUCGACGUCCUCGAAUCCAAGAUGACGAAGAUGAACAUGUCGUGUCCAGGACGUUCUUGACAGCGGAGGAAGUGCUCGAGGAAUCGAAGCUGUCGGAUGAGCUUCGAAAGACCAAGCUAAAACGUGCACACUCUGCUGAGCCACUUAACGCUCCCUCACCUCUUGAGCAGGACAAGAAUAGUCCCGCAGCAACGGGCACGCCAAACAGCGUAGAGGCUCCUUUGAAUAUUAUGGCCAGUCAACCUAAUGGCAGCACGACAAAGUCGGCGGAUGGCUCCUUGAUGCCACCUCCCUCAAGCCUCCCUUCUGCCAUGCCGGAUCUCGGUGCAGAAGGCUCAGUAGGAUCACCUUUCAAAAAACAGCGAUCCAGUUUACCAGGAUUUGAUAGUGAUGUCCGGAAAAAACUUGGAUUAGAGAGCGCGAACAACGGCCAGCCGCGACGGGACAGCGAGAGCGCGAUUACCUCGACGACAUCUGCGCUGACGAAUAGCCUGGGAGCAACGCCGGCUAUUUCGACUGAGGCAGGCAAGUUCGAGCCUGGACCUGCGCUUGCAAGACCAACCGAGGAGAUGGAAGAUGAGGAACUAUGAUGGUUCCUAAACCCGUCAUAAUCGGCCCCAUCUUUCGCUCUCUGCAGCCAUUGGAUAGUUGAUGAGUCCUGAAGCUGAUCACAUUGAAAUGCUACAACUAGUAAUCACGAGCACCAACCACCUAAAUGAACGAUCGCUACCAUACGAACGACUAGCUCCUCUUGUCUUCAUUGAACCUUUUCACAAGCGUUGGCGUGUCAGGGCAUCAGCUAUACUUUUGCGGCGGGCUUUUGAAAACUCUUCACUCCUCAAAGGGACAUGCUACUCGCUGGCUGAAACACACUGACUGAUUGACAGGAUGGUUAAAGAAAGUUGAUACAGCUUGGGGCAAUUUUUUCCACUACGAUCUCGCUUACUGUUUGAUGAGUGAACCGGGUAAUGGGCAGCUUUGCUCGUGCCCGGCGUCUUGACUGGGCGAGCCCAAGGCUUCGCUUUCUCCACAUCCCCUUUUUUGUCGAUAAUUUAGACUCAGAAGUAUGUGCAUUCCACGAUGCACAUACAGGUACACACACAAGGCACACACACAACGGCGCUGUAGGACGCUGAUUGUUGUAUUGAGAUGUUGAAGGGGUCUGGAGUGGACAUUGCAGAGACGGCCUCAUUAGUUGUGUGGAAGCUUGUUUGUGUCGUAAAUUCAAGGUGCACAUUGACGCCGUAAAACCAGCAAAUGACUUUGUGGAA
Molecule: messenger RNA, 3297 nt
Organism: Verruconis gallopava
Lineage: Eukaryota; Fungi; Ascomycota; Dothideomycetes; Venturiales; Sympoventuriaceae
Exons: 3
Coding region: 733-2616 (627 amino acids)
Source: RefSeq, a predicted model, not a curated record